CCGAGCCGUCCCCUGGCCGUCCCUGCCGACCCGUGGGAUUACCGCGAAGCCCCGGGGGGGGGGAGGGGCUCUGACUAAGCGAUCGCCCCGCGGGGGGAAGGUAACUCAUUAACGCUCCGCCAGCCUCGGACGACACGUCACGCCGGAUCCUCCGCUGCCGGCAGGAGGGGGGCGGGCGGCGGCGCGGUCACACGAUCACCGGCGACACCGAGCCGAGGGACAGCGAGCGGGCGAGCGAGCUGAGAGAGAGAGAGAGAGGGAGAAAGGGAGAGGAGGACAGGAGGAAAUAGAGGCUGAAAUUAGAGAGUGAAAUAGAGAUAGAGAGAGAGAGAGAGAAAGCGAAAGAGAGAGCGUGAACGGCACAGAGGAGCGGCUCGCACCGGAUCGCGUGCAGGCGGUUGUCCGGGGAGGGAACAGGCACACGCUCGCACGCUCGCUUGCACGCACGGCGGGAUGGACCCUGCGGAGGACUACAAGUCGCCAUUCAAUUUUGAGCAGGGCGUGAACGCCAGUUACCUGUACCUGUCUCCCACUGACAGCGUCACACCCCCCGGCUCCCCAGGAGCGCCGGUGAGAGGUACGCCCAGACCAGACUCCAUUCCGGAGGUGGGAGAGGACGCUGGGGCCGCCGUCGGCGUGUCGCCCCCGGCCCUGACGCAAGAAGAGCAGGAGGAACUGCGCAACGAGCUAGCUAAGGUGGAGGAUGAGAUCCAGACUCUCUCUCAGGUCCUGGCAGCGAAGGAGAAGCACGUGGCGGAAAUCAAGAGGAAGCUGGGGCUGUCUCCGCUCAACGAGUUCAAGCAAAACAUCUCCAAGAGCUGGCAGGAGGUCACCACGUCCGUCGUCUACAGGAGGACCUCGGAGACCCUGAGCCAGGCGGGGCAGAAGGCCUCGGCCGCCUUCACCACCGUGGGCUCGGCCAUCAGCCGCAAGCUGGAGGACGUCAGAUUACAGAGCCUUUCCAAUUCCUUUAGCAUACACUCCAUACAGCACUCUAUUAGCAUGCCUGCUAUGAGGAACACUCCCACAUUCAAGUCCUUCGAAGGGAGGGUGGAGACUUUAAAGACCAAGAUCAGCCCCGCGGAGUCGACCGGCGAUUUCGGCGAGGUUCUGAACUCCACGGCCAGCGCCAUCCCGGCAGAGGCCGCGCCCGAAGUGACCCCGGCAGACAGCGAGGAGCCCCACUGAUGGGCCCCCCCCCCCCUCCCCGGGGCUCCCCUCUCGCCCCGCCCCCUCCUCCUCC
Messenger RNA from Anguilla rostrata (American eel), 1243 nucleotides. RefSeq names its product tumor protein D52 (gene tpd52). The transcript has 8 exons. The record is from RefSeq and is a predicted model, not a curated record. Gene Ontology annotation, cellular component: cytoplasm. NCBI's taxonomy places the organism in Eukaryota, Metazoa, Chordata, Actinopteri, Anguilliformes, Anguillidae. Gene Ontology annotation, biological process: B cell differentiation. Bases 454 to 1188 code for a protein of 244 amino acids.